Silurus meridionalis is the source of this 4176-nucleotide messenger RNA. RefSeq names its product nuclear FMR1 interacting protein 2 (gene nufip2). The record is from RefSeq and is a predicted model, not a curated record. Lineage: Eukaryota; Metazoa; Chordata; Actinopteri; Siluriformes; Siluridae. Gene Ontology annotation, molecular function: RNA binding. Gene Ontology annotation, cellular component: cytoplasmic stress granule; nucleoplasm.
AUGACUCGACUCGCAAGAUUUGCACUGUCGGCUCAGGACCGAGCUGGAGCGCGUCUCGCCGUGGAUGACGGAGUCGGAUGGCGAAGCGGCCCUCCUCCACGGUGGUCGAGGGGGACACCGCGGAGGCGCACUCACGGAGCGGACGACGGAGCAGCGGAACGGGCGACAUCCCUGGUGAACGAUGAUCAGAGCCGCCGCCGCCAGCUCCAGGACGAGGAAGCGCCGACGAAGAAAACAGAGAAUGGAAAAAUAAAUGGAUUUAUAUUUGCGGGAGAGGAGACUCCCACUUCCCUUGACCUAGACAGCUCUCUGCACUCAGCGAGCCAAAAUGGUGACAAAAUCUUACUAGAAUCUAACUUGAAACCUAAACCCUCCAGACAGCCCUCACGCACUAGCCUGAAGAGGGAAAGGAAAGGCAAUAACACUAGUAGAAACAGUAUGGACUGCAAAAAUGACAAGCCCUCCGAGUUGACUGCACAUGAGGGCAAAAAAGAGGCCCUGGCGUCCCUAAAUGGCGUGGUAACGCUAAACUGCGGGCCGCUUACUAACGGUUAUCCUGGACAGCCCGGUACAGACAAUGAUGGCAGCGGCUCAGAAAGCGGUUAUACCACGCCGAAGAAGCACAGAGCCCAGAGGAGUGACAAAUCUUUGGACAAUGUGACCACUUCAAGCCAGCUCAAGGCCAUGCAGCAGGCCAGUAAGCAAGAACCAGGGUCGGCCACUCUCGAGCCGGCUGACAGGACCUCAGCCACGCAGGUGGAAAUCAGCCGAGCCUUCUCUAAGACAGACAGCCAUUCCUGUGGCUUUACAAAAAGUAGAGAGGUGUCCACUACCCCACCUGCGCAACCGCCAUCCGAGGUUUACCGUAAAAGCGCUGGGAAAAAAUUUGAGGAUAAGUCCAAUAAAACGAAAGUGGCUGCAUCAACUAAAGAGGACUCUUGGACUCUUUUCAAGCCGCCACCCGUAUUUCCUGUGGACAACAGUAGCGCGAAGAUAGUGCCUAAGAUCAGUUAUGCAAGCAAAGUGAAGGAGAACCUCAACAAGGCAGCCCAGACUGCCCCAGAGAUUCCCACCCCUCCUCCGCAGGUACCCGGGAGGCCAUCGCAGGUGCCCAUGUCGGCUGUGAAAACCAUCACCUCGGCCAGUUUUAGCAAUGGUGACGGCAACACCUGCCCUCUCCCCGGUCCCCACUUCAGCUCAGUUUCCAGCUCCGCCCCCGUGCCAGUCGUCUCCUCAGCAGGCUCCGAUCAUGUAGCAUCUUCCUCCGGCAGUAGCUGCAAUCCCUCCUCCACAACUACCACGCCUGAGCCUAGGAAGCCCAAUCUGUUUGUUUACCCCCUUUCCACCACCUCCUCUUCCAAUAUGCAACUUUCUCUCCCCAGCGGCCGUCAAUCUGACCCCCCACCCAAUCAGAAAUCUCUGGGCGACAUCUUCCAAAACCAGUGGGGUUUGUCGUUCAUCAACGAACCCAGCCGGGUCGGAAGGUCCGGCGUGCGCCUCGACGCCAAAGGACCAACCCGGGUGGUGAGUUUUCAGGGAGGCUGCACUGUCGCCGCGGGGGCGCAUACCCGCUGCGGCCCCCAAAGGUCGGAUCCGUUAGCGUUCCCAGACAAACGGACUAAUGCUCAGAGCGUGAGAAAAGGAGGAAACCUUGUCCCCACUGCAGCCAGCGGGUCCACCGAAGGCUCACUUCAGGCCUUGAACCUCGAGGUGGAAACGCAAAAGGACGAGUCUGGGGUUUCUGGUGCAAUAGUGUUUUGCUCUUCCUCUAAGGACGUUGGGGCAGAGCUACCCCGCAAGCUGUCUCUGCCUAGAGAGCAAGACUACACUAAGGGCUUUGAAAGGAGGGCCAGCUGGGACUAUUUUGAUCUUAAAGCUGCUGUAGUAUAUCACACUAAAGAAAUGGAAUAUAUUUUGAAUUUGCAAAAGCAAGAUCCAAAUCGCGUAGUGCUCUACAGUGAAUCCAAUAAUGGUCCUGAUCAGUGAGGCUCAGUCUGGAUACGCCGUCUCCUCAGCCGGACUCCGCAACGAAAAAAAAGAGGAACUUCAAGGAAUCCCUGGUCGCAACGCCUCCGACUUCGGAACCAAAACAUCGUGACUCAGAACAAAGGCUGCUCUCGAGACGGAGUGUAUAAAGAGGCUGAAAACGGGUUGGCUGAAUAAAGGACGAGAAACGAGGACCUGGAGCCGAGACUCUCCGCUUCUGAAGCAGGACCCUGUUUCUUUUUUUUUUUUUUUUUUUUUCCUUUCUUUUUGCUGAGGACAGUUAUUAUAAUGAUUUAUUUUUUAGGGAUGCUCACCAGUUCACAAACUCUCUUACAGUACAGCUUUUGUUUGAAAAGAUGGUGGAGAUCCUGCUGCCUGGCUAAAAAGAGGAAGCACCUCCCUCGCAUUCGGAUGCACCACGCUCGCGUUUUCCAAAUCCUAUUGACGGGCAUGAAAUGGAAAAAAAAAAAAAAUCUCGUCCUCUAGUACAAGGUGGGAGGGGUUAAAAUCACUGAUGAUGAACUGUGUAUGUUUCAGGGGACAGAAAAAGAAAAAAAACACUUAGGUUGAGCUGGCACUUACUAAGGCCUUGGGAUAAUUGUCUUAAUUUUGUGAAUGAAUUACAUUUUUUUUUUUCUUUGUUUUGUUUCACAUAAAAACGAAACAGGUUUCCAGGGUGCACUCGAGCGAGAAUAGACUUGCAAACUGCUGUCUGCGUACGUCCUCUGGAAGAUUCACUAGUCUUUUCACGUCUCUCUGGCGAACCCACGGCCAAGAGACAACGCUACAGGGUUUCUUUUUCAUUUUUCCCUUCUUUUAUUUAAUUUUUUUUAUUGUUUUACAAUUUCAGUUGUGUACGAGCUCUUAGAUCCCAGUCGACGAGUAGAUUAGAUGCGAUGCACCACGAAUGAUAAAACGGCUUCUUUCUUUGUUUAUAAUUGUUACGUUUUUCAUUCUUUCUUUUUAAUUUUAAUUUUUUUUUUUUUUUUUGCACGAGGAACAGAACCUGCUGUUGGUGUGUUUGUUUUUAGGGCAAGACAAAAACGAAACGAUUUGUUCGAUGCACCCGAACAGGCACGCGGCAUUUAUUUUUUUACGUUUUCUUUUUUUUCUUUUCUUUUUUUUUUUCAUUCACACUUAAAUAGCACACCGUUUCCUCUUUCCUCGAGCUUAUAGAUUUCUAAUUUAGAGCCGGAAUCGUCACAGCGUUCAACUUCUUUCCUGCAGCCUGAAGACGUCUCUCGUUUGUUCGUUUUUCUUUAGCGUCAGGCAGCAAAAAUUUACGAUUUAACCUUUUUUUUUUUUUUUCAUAUUUUUUUUUUCCACGUCAAAAUAAUUGAUUGAAAUAUUAUAUAUAAUAAGUAGCACUUUAUGUAUUUUUUAAUCGUAUUAUCUGGACAGAUCGGCGCGUAACGAAAAAUUCUAGCGAUUUACGAAUAGGAUACUAAUUUCUAACGACGGACCGGAAGUCAUUUUAAAGGAGCAACUACUUAAAAAAUAAAAAAAGAAUAAAAAAAAAAAAAGGAGGAGAACGAAAAUGCGAAAAUGAUGCAAGCAAAGAAAAGUAAAAUGGAAUGUACCAACAGUGUUAUUGCCAAAAAAAUGAAAAAAAAAAAAAAAAAAAAGGGGGAGUGUCCAUGUUUGCUACAAGUCUGUCUUUUUUUUCUUUUUGUCUUUUUUUUUGUCAUCGUCUCUUUUACAAAAAUUUACCAAGAAAGCCAAGUGGGUCAUUUAGCAUCAUGCACCAUUUCUCUUCUUUUUUUUUUCUUAAUUUUUUUAUUAUUUCUAUACAGGGUCAUAAACACUGCCAGCUCCAGAAGUGGAGAGAGAGAGAAAGAAAAAAAAACGAACGAUAGUUUUUCCUCUCUUCCUGAAGCUGGCUCACGCUUCCACCCUGGAUCAUUACACGACAUAUUACCGCAUCGACCUGAUCGUUAACACGUCGUCUCGCUGGAGCGAAUCCGCUUUGCUUUUUAAAUGCUGCUUCAUUUUUCAUCUUUUUUUUUUCUCUCUGUUCUUUCUAUCAUUUUUUUUUUUCCUUUGCUGCUUUUAACUUGACUUCCUAACAAUGAUAAAGAUGGGGAUUUGUUGUUUUAGGGUUCCUUUCCUUUCUUUUAAAUAAUGUGAUCAGAGUAUUACAGAACCCCUGAACGGACCUCCAAAAAAAAAAAAAAAAAAAAAAAAAAAUUA